AUGGUACAACAAUUAUCAUCAAUUGGUUUUAUUUUGAUAAGAAUAUUUCUUGUGCUUUUUAAUAAAGCCGAGUGUAAAUCAAGUGGUGGUCAUUAUUCAUCACAACGUACACUUAAUUCUGGACCUUCUGGUGGACAUGGUUUUUCUAGUGUUAAUCAAUUACAAAAUCCAAUGUAUUGGAGUAGUUCAUGGUUUCCAUCAGAUUUAGAUUCAUUCCAUGAUAAUCGUAUAAAUAAUUUUAUAGUUCGAAAAAGUAAAGAAAGUUAA
Rotaria sp. Silwood1 is the source of this 267-nucleotide messenger RNA. The record is from the annotation of a GenBank genome assembly. Lineage: Eukaryota; Metazoa; Rotifera; Eurotatoria; Philodinida; Philodinidae.